AUGGGCUACAUCAGUCAUCUAAAUGAGUAUAUGUUUGUGGAGUUUCUCAGCUCAUUACAGGUGGCUUUAAAUACCUUGGCAAGUUCUAUCAAAGUGCUUAUCGUGUGGGCAAUGAUUCAUCGGUUGGAUUGUGCCAUAGAAACUCUUGAUAAAUUCGAUGAGCUUGUGACAAAACGCCCCGAGCAAGGCCGAAUACAUCGCACGGUGGCCACCUGUAAUCGAGUGGUGCUCUACUAUAUCCUUUUCUACACGGCAUAUGUGGUAAGCACCUUCUUCCUGGCCGUCAAAAGGGGUAGGCCUCCGUAUCAAAACUAUUAUCCGAUGUUGGACUGGCACGCAAAUAGUUUAAACUUUUGGCUUCAGUUGACGCUGGAAUUUUUUAGCACGCUGGGUAAGGGUUUUCAGAAUGCUUGCGUCGAUUGCUAUCCCAUUGUGUUUAUAUUGCCACUCCAAACUCAUAUACGUAUAUUUUCGGAGCGCUUGCGGCAACUGGGUGAAGAUUUGAGUACUCCCGAAGAACGUUAUAGGAAGUUAGUUGAUUGCAUCGAGUAUCAUAAGACCAUUUUGGGAUAUUGUGAUGUAUUACGUCCCAUAAUAUCGGGAACCAUUUUUGUUCAGUUCCUGGUUCUGGGUCUAGUUAUAGGCUUCACGGUCUUUAGCAUAAUGAUGAGCGAUGAUUGGGGAACGUUGGCAGAUGCCCUAUUUGAAUCGAACUGGAUUGAAGAAGAGCAGCGUUACAAGAAGACAAUGCAAUACUUUUUGCAGAAGCUACAGCAGCCCAUCAAGUUCAUGGCCAUAAAUGUGUUCCCCAUAUCGCUGGCUACAAAUAUUGAUAUGAUGAAGUUCGCCAUGUCAGUGUUCGCGUUCAUGCAGAAAAUGCGAAUUGUAGAGAAGUUCUCGCGGCAUCCACACCAUGCUUAA
Molecule: messenger RNA, 921 nt
Organism: Scaptodrosophila lebanonensis
Lineage: Eukaryota; Metazoa; Arthropoda; Insecta; Diptera; Drosophilidae
Product: odorant receptor 42a-like
Exons: 4
Coding region: 1-921 (306 amino acids)
Biological process (GO): detection of chemical stimulus involved in sensory perception of smell; sensory perception of smell
Cellular component (GO): plasma membrane
Molecular function (GO): odorant binding; olfactory receptor activity
Source: RefSeq, a predicted model, not a curated record